Molecule: messenger RNA, 1509 nt
Organism: Pediculus humanus corporis (human body louse)
Lineage: Eukaryota; Metazoa; Arthropoda; Insecta; Psocodea; Pediculidae
Product: synaptic vesicle protein, putative
Exons: 8
Coding region: 1-1509 (502 amino acids)
Biological process (GO): transmembrane transport
Molecular function (GO): transmembrane transporter activity
Source: RefSeq, a predicted model, not a curated record
AUGCCAUCAGCAGAAUGCGAUCUUAAAAUGACAUCAAACGAAAAAGGUUUAUUGAAUGCCGUUUUUUUAGCCGGUGGUCUUGCAAGUGCUUUUUUUUGGGGUAUACUUGCCGAUUUGGUUGGUAGGAAAAAAAUUUUAGUUUUUUGUCUCAUAUCAGAUGCAAUUGUUACAAUAUUAUCAAGUUUUUCGCAAAAUUUUUUAUUAUUUUCUAUUUUUAGAUUUUUAAACGGUUUUUUAAUUGGAGCUCCAGGAAGUAUAGUUGUGGCUUAUUUAGGUGAAUUUUUAGCUAAUAAACACAGGCCCCCCAGUUUAUGUGCCAUGGGUUUUUUUUGGACGGUAUCAUGGAUGAUACUUCCGGCGGCAGCUUUAGGUAUAAUGCCGAUAACAUGGUCGUAUAGAACGGAAGGUUUCAUUUAUAACUCGUGGAGAAUUUACGUAGCCAUUUUUUCCAUUCCCACUCUAAUUUGCGGUAUUAUUUUGGCAAUUUUUUUUCCCGAAAGUCCUAAAUUUUUAUUCAGUCAAGGUAAAGAAGCGGAAACGAUUAACGUACUAACGCAUAUGUAUAAAAUGACGUACGGUGAUAAAUACGGAAAUUAUCCUGUGAAAAGCAUAAUGGCAGAAGAAACGGAAACACCGACUCAACCAAUGUUUAAAGAUUCCGACAUUAAUAUUCGUCCGACAAAAGAAUCAAAUGUUUUAUUAUAUCAAGUAUUAAAACAAGUAUGGUCUCAAAUAGUAUACCUGUUUAGUCAUCCGGUUAUUUAUUCUACUGCACUUGCAUCCUCGCUGUUGUUUUCCAAUAUGUUCGGGUACUACGGAUUAGGACUUUGGUUACCAAAAUUAUUUAACAGGUUUGAAGAUUAUUAUAAGACAUCAAACGUUUCCGCGACGGUUUGUGAAAUAACACAUAUGAAAAUGGAAACUUCUCCAAAUAUUCCAUUAAAUUCAUUCAAAUCAGACAAUAAUAAUAAUAAUAAUAAUAAUACGUUAAAUUAUUCUUUGCCAUUAAAUUUAGACGAUGAAUGUUCGACUUAUGAAAUAAGUUCAUCCGUUUUUAUAAAUACAUUUAUUAUAGGAGCUUCUUGUUUGAUUGGCAACAUUCUUUCCGCCAUAUUAGCUAAAAGAGUAGGACUUAAAAUAUUAACAAUCGUGACAGCCAUAAUAUCCGGUUUAUCCGCCAUUGCCAUUUAUUUCUUAAGGACUCCUAAUCAAAAUCUUUUAAUUUCUUGUAUAUUUCUUACAUUUGUUGGUACUGGAAAUAUGGUCAUCACUUCCGUCAUCGUUGAUUUAUUUACAACUAAAGUGAGGGCUUUAGCCGUUUGUACGGCUGUUUUUGCUGGAAGGCUCGGAGCGGUAGCCAGCAAUUUAACUUUAGGAUACGUUUUAGAUAUUAGUUGUGAAGUUCCUAUAUUUUUAAUGGGAUUUGUAAUAUUAUCUGGAGCCAUAUUGGGAUUCUUUUUACCAAAAGAUAGACAAAUUAAUUCAAUUGAUAAAGAUUCAGAUACGUGA